Messenger RNA from Effrenium voratum, 2806 nucleotides. The record is from the annotation of a GenBank genome assembly. NCBI's taxonomy places the organism in Eukaryota, Dinophyceae, Suessiales, Symbiodiniaceae.
AUGGCGGUCGCCAGAUUCUUCGACAUCGAACUCCCAAAGCCUGCCUUAGGCCUGCAGAUCCAGGAGGAGGGCCUCACGGUGCUGCGCCGGGUAGGUGCGCCGCUGCACGUGGUCUUCACGAUCGGCGGCAGCCGCUGUGGCAAGAGCACAGUGUGCAACGCGCUGCUGCACGGGCAAGAUGCCGUGGGCAGGCAGGGCUUCCAGACGGGGAGCUCCUUCGAUCCUGUGACCCACGGGGUGGACGUGGCGGCCAAGAAGCUGCCGGGGGGCGGGUCCCUGGUGCUCGCGGACUGCCCGGGCGAGGGCGCCUUCCACAUCUGCGGGUCCACGAUGAGCGCCCGGGGCUUCGGCUCUGUGGGGCUGCUGGCGUAUCACCUCAGCUCUGUGGUGGUGCACGUGACCAUGGGAAGCAUUGACGAGCAGCUUGCUUGCCUUACCGCGCAUGUGCUCACAGCGCCCAAAGCCGUUUCGCGCGACAUCGAGGCGCUGGGGCACCUGGCAGCCACGGCGCCGGAGACGGAGCGCCGCGCCCGGAAGCGGAAGCCGCCCAACGGGUCCCCAGAGCUGCUGCUGCUGGUGAAUGGCGCUCGCUUCGAGCUGGGCACCUUGGCGUUCGCUUUUGAGGCGGCUUGGGAUAUGCCGACCACGGAUAUUUACUCAUCCACUAGCAGUGACGCGGUGGCCCGGCGGCUCCUGCAGCCCCAGCCCGGCGCGGGGCGGACGUGCGCCCGGGGCGCCAUCGCCGCCGCCUUCCGCGCCUCGCCCUUCCCGAGCGAGCGCCCGGCUUUGGAAGCACUGCCCUGCUGCGAGCACGACGCCUACUGGCCCAAGGUGGAGGAGUUGCGGCGGCGGAUCCUGUCGGUGCCGGCGGUGGCACAAGGCAUGGGAAAGGCCUCGGGGAGCCAGUUGGCGGAACGCCUGGAGCGGCUCGUGGCGGCCAUGUCUGGGAAUACAGGCCCGGCGACUGACCCAGUGUCCGCGGCUGAGCAGGCCAUGCGGAGCUUGCACUUGGACCCCCUGGUGGAGGAGAUAGCCAAGAAGUUCACAGCAGCCGCGAGCAGCGUGCGGGAGGAGCCCGGCAGCCCCAGCAGUCCCGGCAGCCAGUGCGACCAGGACGCCCUCGCAGUCGAGGAGGAGUCGGCGGACACCUACUUCAUGCGCCACGUAGGGGCCAGACUUGCGCCCAAUUCGAACGGCGGCUUGCCACUGGGGCAAGAGAAGGCCGUCGCAGCGGUGGUGCUGGAGCCUUUCGCGCUGGGAGACGAACUGCCCUGGCUGAAGGGCUUCGGUCAGCUCCGCCCCCCCGCGCCCCCGAGCCACCCAGCUGCCCACGGUGGGGUAACGAUCCUGGCGGUGCUGGUCGAGUGCCCGGACGCCCCGAUUCGAGUCGAGUCCAUGCGCCCGAUGCUUUGCCGGGGCCGCGUUCUGACGACGCCCGGCUUCAUGGCGCGAGGCUUCGGGUUCUUUUUGGACGCAGACUUUGAUGACGCAACGGAGAAGGAUGCCACCUGGACCCAGCUCAUCGAGGCCUUCGGAGUGCAUUCCGAGGUCUUUGUGGGGCACAUCGACUGCGGCAAUCCGGCCUUCGACGUAGGCGCGCGCUUUGGCUGGAGCCGGGCCCUGAUUCGCGGAACGAUGAAGUCCGAAGGCUCGGUGGCCUCGGCUUGCAAGAAGCACGAGAUCGAGCCGGUCUGCGACAAGCAGCCGGGCCACAUCCCCGCGGUGAAGUACUACGACGCGCCGCGGGACUCAAUGGCGUUGGUCUCAAUCUCCGAGCAUGAGGCGAAGUGGUUCAAGUACAAGCGCAGCUUGGAGGGGGAUGAGCUGGAGACCUUCAUCGCUGACAGGCUGCUGCCCAUGUGCGACGUGCGGACCCACGAAAAGACCCCCACGCCCCCGCAGACCCCCUCGCGGCGCCGCACGUUGGCAGCGCUGCUGGGGGGUGUGGAGACCACGGCACUGCGGGCAGAGGCGCUCCACUCCUCGGCCACCCAGCAGAUGGCGCAGCUGCGUGCGGCGCUGGGGAAGCUGAGCCAGGCCCAGGCCCUCGGAACGGAGAGCGACACUGACCAGGUGACGCCAUGGCAGGAGUCCUGGCAGCGGAGGCUCCAGGACCUGGGGCGGCGGCCGCUGAGCACCUGGCACACCGCCGGCCAGGAGCUAGUGGAUGAGAUCGCGCGGGAGCUGCGGGAGAUCGAGGGGAGGAUGCCGGACGUCGUUUCCGGGGCUGUGAUGCUCGAAGAGGCCCGCGGGGAGGUGGAGGCGCUGCGCCUCUCCCGGCGCCAGGCGCUGGAGAAGACCCAGCGGCGCCUGGAGCAGCGCGUGGAGGAGCUGCGGCAGGAGUGCGCCCAGGCGGUGGGAGGCCACGCUGAGUUGCGGGAGCGCGUGUCGCGGCAGCUGUCUCUGAGGAUGGCGGGCCUGCAGCAGACCUUGACCGACGAGGCCCUGCACCGGCGCGAGCGGCACCAGGCGCUGGUGGAGGUGGUGGCGCAGAUGUCCAAGUCCCUGGAGGCGAGCAUGCUCUCCGAGGAGCAGGACACGAUGGACACCUUGACGCCCUCCCCGGCACAGCCGCAGAAGACGACGCCGGGCAGCCGAUGGAAGUCUGAGAAGACCUGGGCGGUGCGGAGGCGACUUUGAGGCGAUUCAUUCGUGGAAGGCAUGGACCUCUCCCGAGGAGCCGACAAGUUUCGCCCGGCGGCCGCGCGAGACUCGACUUUUGCCACUGGGAAUACCCGACCGACUUGGGGCGAGGCCGCGGACAAUUCAGUGAGAUCCGGUUGGGGGUCUGGCGGAAGUGGGGAAC